Neofelis nebulosa (Clouded leopard) is the source of this 951-nucleotide messenger RNA. RefSeq names its product olfactory receptor 52A1-like. Lineage: Eukaryota; Metazoa; Chordata; Mammalia; Carnivora; Felidae. Gene Ontology annotation, cellular component: membrane. Gene Ontology annotation, biological process: G protein-coupled receptor signaling pathway. The transcript has a single exon. Gene Ontology annotation, molecular function: G protein-coupled receptor activity; olfactory receptor activity. The coding region runs from base 1 to 951 and encodes 316 amino acids. The record is from RefSeq and is a predicted model, not a curated record.
AUGCCUAUUGCAAAUGGCACUAUGUUCAUACCCUCUGUGCUGACUUUCAUUGGGAUCCCUGGUCUGGAAACUAUUCAGUGUUGGAUUGGGAUUCCAUUCUGUGUUAUGUACAUCAUUGCUUUGGUGGGAAAUUCUCUGCUUUUGAUCAUCAUCAAAUCUGAACCCAGUCUCCAUGAACCUAUGUAUUUCUUUCUGGCCAUGUUGGGAGCCACAGACAUUGUACUUAGCACCAGCAUUGUCCCCAAGAUGCUUGGAAUUUUUUGGUUCCACUUGCCAGAGAUCUAUUUUGAUGCUUGCCUCUUUCAGAUGUGGCUUAUCCACACAUUUCAAGGUAUUGAAUCGGGAGUCCUUUUGGCUAUGGCUCUGGACCGCUAUGUAGCAAUCUGUUAUCCACUGAGGCAUGCUAGCAUAUUCACUCGACAACUGGUCGUGCAUAUUGGAAUUGGGGUGACCUUGCGGCCUGCCUUUUUGGUAAUCCCAUGCCUCUUGCUCAUAAAGUGUCGUCUGAAACUUUACCGAACCAAGUUAAUAUCCCACACUUACUGUGAACACAUGGCCCUUGUGAAGCUUGCCACUGAAGACGUUUCCAUCAGUAAAUUCUACGGUCUCCUUGGAGCUUUUGUUGUUGGUGGCCUGGACUUCCUUUUAAUCACCCUCUCCUAUGUACAAAUAUUUAUCACUGUCUUUCACCUGUCCCAGAAAGAGGCACGUCUUAAGGCCUUUAAUACAUGUAUUCCCCACAUAUGUAUCUUCUUCCAAUUCUAUCUCCUUGCCUUUUUUUCCUUUUUCACUCACAGAUCUGGAUCUUCUAUUCCAUCAUAUGUACAUAUCAUCUUGUCUAACCUUUACCUACUGGUUCCACCUUUCCUCAAUCCCUUUGUAUAUGGGGUGAAGACCAAACACAUUCGAGAUAAGGCAGUAAAGAUGUUGUGUUCCAAAGACCAGGCAUGA